AUGUCAGACGGCGAAGCGGGUGAAAAGAAAAUCACAUUGACGGUAAAAACGCCCAAAGAGAAGCAAACAGUCGAAGUGCAAGAAAAUGCUACUAUUAGUGAAGUUAGUAUACAGAUAUACACGUAUAUGUUAUUGUGAUUAGAGUUAAUACAUUCUUAAAAUAAUUUGUAUAACAAUAUUUAAUGAUGAUUUGUUUGAUAAUUACUGGCUUUUCAGGAUUUCUUGUUGAAUUUAAUAAUUUACUUCUUGUUCAUUGUGUUUUUAAGGUUAUGUAAUUAUUUAAGCUGACUCAUUUUAUUAUUAUCUUUAAUAAAAUGUAUUAUUUAAAAAGAUACUUCUUAAUUAAUACUUAAAACCGGUAUCGUUAUUACUUAUUAACAAGGUUGCAUUUGAAAAAAGAUAUCAAUGUUCAUUGUGAACUCAUUACUACGUAUCUUGGUACAAUAUAAAAUAAAUGUACCUACCUAUUAAUAAAUAUAUAUAACUGUUAAUAGCAAAUACAAGUUAAUUAUUAGUUUAUACAGUUUUGUUUAUGAAAUUAUGAAAACUAAAAUUCUCUUGUAGGUUGGUACGUAGAUUUGGAAAUUUUAGGAGUGUUUUGAUCUAGUUUAGCAUUUUUAUAAUAUUAUUUCCUACAAUGAUUUGAUAUCUGAAUGCGAUUUUCAACAUCCAGAAUGUAGGAAUCAGCAAACAAUUUAAAACUACAUUUACUUUAGUCGGUUACUGGUUCUCCAUUGUAAAAAUCUCUAUUUUAAUCAAAAUGUUUUUAAGAUAUUGUAAACAAUUAGUAAAUAAUGCAGCAAUAUGUUAAUUGAAAUUAAGCUCACCUAAACAAUUCCUAUUAUUUAAGAAUAAUAAUUGUUAUAAUUGUUGAUACUUUCCUACAAAUUAUUAUUGAUAAGUAUUUAGGUAGGUUAGUAAUAGAGAGCCAAGAAAGAAUUUAAUGAAUUAAUAGAAUUUUGCUUAAAAUAGUUAAAUAACAUUAGAAAUAACAGAUAAAAUAUAGCUGAUGACAUUUCUAGAAUCAUAAAGGCCCUCAUACAAGAUCCAUGUUGACCAAUAUUUGGAAAUAUUAUUGAUCGUGUAUGAGUUGUGUAAGGAUUAAACAAAUUUAAAAAUUUUGAUUUUUUAUAAUACAUUGUCAAUAAUAUUGUGUGUUAGUAGCACUGAUCAAUAAUAUUGACAAGUCUUUAGCUGACCAAAAUUCCAUCUCACAUUAUUGUAUCUUAUUUUUUUAUUAAUUAAUUAGUUUUUAUUAUCCAAAGUUUUUUAAUUUUAUUAAAGUUUAUCAAAACAUCGCUCGUCCAUUCUUAACAAAUUUUAGUAGUCUUCUGGUUAUUUAAUUGUAUCCAGGAUAAAAGAUUUACACAAUUGUAUUUGUUUUGUUUUUUAACCACUUUUUAGCCUAAAAUCUUUGCUUGCGUUUCUUCUUUUGACUUUUUUUUUUAUCAAUAAUAUAAGUAGCUAAAGCAAGAGCUAGAUACAGUAUUAUCUAAAUUAUCAGAUAUCAUUGUUUGUAGUGAAAAUUGUACUUAAAUUCUAUAAAAUGUUCUAACAAAUUGAAAGUAUAGUUAUUGAUUUACUUUUACUAUAAGAUUACUAUUAGUCACCUUGUCCGUACCAUGUGACUGGUAUAUUAAUCAAUAAUAUUGAUAUGUUGAUGGUCAUUGUCAAUGUUAGUCUAUAUUUUAUCAAUAUAUAUUGAUCAUGUAUGGGCCGCUUAAGAAUUUAUUUAAAACAAGUUUCAUCGAAAUUCAUAAAUUAAGUAUUUUUUAAGUUAUAUCUGUUUGAAUAAUUUCAUAAUUAUAUUAUUAUAGAUUUAUUUCCAUCUUAUUGUUAAUAAAAACAAUUUAUGAAAACACAUAUUACAUAUAUUAUUAUUGCUAUUGUACCAUUUCAUUUUAUUACAGUUAAAAUUAUUUUUAUUAGCUGAUAGGCUAAUCUCCUAUCAAUUUAUAUAGUACUAAAAUACUACAUUUUAGUCUUUGUUGUUUACUAUCCAUAUUUUCAAAUAUCAUCCACAACUUUAGUGUUUCAUGUAAAGAUUAAUUUUUUCUCCUUAAGUUACAGUAAAAUUUAACUUUUAGUAAUUAUCUGCUGACACAAAAUUCUUUUAUAGGGGUCAUAUUUCUAGCUGUUAGUUAUCACCCGUAAUAGAUUCAUAGUAUGAAUACCAAAGUUAAACUUCCUUUUGAAACUUAAUUUCUUUGAAAUAUGUGUUUAAAUUAUUAUAGAUGUCUUAGGUUUUAAACAUUUUUUAUUCAAAGAGGGAAUGUAAUUUUGAUAAAUUAUCCUUUUAACUCUUAAAUCAUAAAAAAAAAAUUAAAAUAAAUAUCAUUUUCUAGCCAUAAUGAUUAUGUGUUGCAUCUAUAAUAGUUACUUUUAAAAUUAUUCUUUUGCACUUUUUAUCUGUAAAUUUAGGACAAAUAAUUGUGGUUGAAUAAUCAAAAUAUAUUGUGAUAGUAUUCACCACAUUUUAGGGUAUUGUGUUACAUAACUAUUUAUUUUAUACUUAGUAUUAAAAUAAUAGUAUUCAUUUAGUACUUAAUGUUAAGUAAUCAUUAUGGAGUAACUUCUUUCAUGUUUCAUGUUACCUAGAUUUCAAUUAUUUUAUUUUUCUAAUUUAUAGAAAAUUUAUAUAAACUAUAUAUGUAAUAUAUAAAACUGAAAACUGUUUAUUUUGUUUGUUUGUUCGUACAUUAAAUGAAAACAGAAAAAAAUUGAAUAAAUGUUAUUAAAACUUAAUAUACAUAAGAAUUAUAAAGGAAAAUAUAAUAGAACUCUAUUACAUGGUCUUGGCAUAUGCUGGGGUUUACACUAGAAUUUCAGACUUAUUUUUAAUAUUUAUUUGUUUUUAUUAAUUUCUAUUUUCCUUUGGUUCUAUCAGUAGAAUAAAUAAUUAACAACUUACUAAUAUUUACUUUUUACUAAUAACUUUUGCUGAUAAUAAUGAAUUGUAAAAUUUUCUAAAAGAUCUCGGGAUCUGUUCUUUUGUAUUAUCCUUUGCUUUUAGCUGGGGAUGAUUGUAGUGUUUAUAUUCUAUCUAUAACAAUAAAACAAUAACUCAUAAAGAAAUAUGUUUUUUCUAGUUUUAGUAGAGUUAAUCUUGUUAAUUUAUAUUCCAGUUCAAAGAGAUUGUUGCUAAACAGUUUAAUGCACAAUCAUCGCAAUUAUGUUUAAUAUUUGCUGGUAAAAUCAUGAAAGAUCAAGAUACAUUGACAACACACAAUAUCAAAGAUGGAUUGACAGUUCAUUUAGUUAUCAAGACUAAUGCGCCCCAAAACACUACAACUACAUCUUCAUCUACAAAUACAGGAUCUGCUCCUCAAACUCAAAGACCUCCUGGUAAUUAAAAUUAAUUCCCCAUUUUUUUUUUUUUCUAAUUUAAAUUAUUUUCAACUUUAUUUAAAAAUUUCAGCUGAUAUUAAUGCAUCACCAUUUAAUUUGGGUAUGUUGGGUGGUUUACCUGGUAUGGAAUCAAUGGGAUUUAGUUCUGCUAAUUUUAUGGAACUGCAACAGCGUAUGCAACGAGAAUUACUUGAUAACCCUGAUAUGCUGAGAAACUUAGUUGAUAGUCCAAUGGUACAACAAAUGAUGAGUGAUCCUGCACACAUGAGACAGUUGAUUUUGGCUAAUCCUCAAAUGCAACAAUUAGUUGAGGUACGCAGUUAUAAUAUUUGUUUUAUUUAUUUUAUUUAUUAAAUUAUUGUUAUUAUUUAUUUUAGAGACACCCGGAAAUUAAUCAUAUGCUAAACAAUCCUGAGAUGUUACGGCAAACUAUGGAAAUGGCUCGGAACCCUUCAAUGUUGCAAGAACUGAUGCGUACACAGGACCGAGCUUUAUCAAAUUUGGAAUCAAUACCUGGAGGUUUUAGUGCUUUACAAAGAAUGUAUAGAGAUGUUCAAGAACCAUUUAUGAAUGCAGCCACUGAAGAAUUUAGUCGGAACACGUUUGCAGCACCAAGUGAAAGUGGUGGUGGUAAUAUAUUCUUUAUAUAACAUAAUCAUUCAUUAUUAUUUAUUUUUAAUCUGUUAUAAAAUCUAUUUAAUAUAAUCGUUGUAUUUUGGCAAUGAUUGAUAUUACCCAAUAUUUUAUUAUUAAAACUAAAGACCUAAAUAGCAAAUGUUUGAAUUAUAAUUGUAUUAAUACCAUGUCAAUUGAAAUAUUGUAUUUAUUUUUAACAAUAUUUGUCAGAACAAAAUCCUCAACAAGGUCAAGAAAAUCGUGAUCCAUUGCCAAAUCCUUGGGGUGGUUCUGCUGGAACAAACCCAGCAGAUCCUUCAAAUGUAAGGUCAGCUCCAACAUCUGGUAGUAUACCAACUGGAGGAACUGGAGGAACCAUGUUUAAUGGUGAUACAAUGAAUUCAAUGAUGCAACAAAUGAUUGAAAAUCCACAAGUGAUGCAAAACAUAAUGAAUACCCCAUAUUUUCAAUCAACUUUACAGGCAAUGACUAGUAACCCCAAUAUGGCCAACAACUUGCUAAGUAACAAUCCAUUGCUUGCUAAUAAUCCUGAACUUCAGGUAAGGAAAACAAUUUGGGUAGAUAUUUUUCAAAUUAAUUUAAAACCUUAUACUUUUGUUUAGUCCCAAUUCCGUAGUAUGAUGCCAGCAUUCCUACAACAAAUGUCAAACCCCGCGGUUCAAGAAAUGACAACCAAUCCAAAUGUUUUGUCUGCUCUUGAUCAAAUACAACGUGGCCUUGAAUCACUACGCACUAAUAUGUCAAAUAUUGGUGGAUCAUUGGGUGGCCAAUCUUUUUUCCCAACACCAAAUGUCAAUACUACUACUAAUGCCGACUCGACUGUACCCAAUGAUUUGCCAACAACUGAAGAAGGACAAGAAAAUAACUUUGCUGAACUUAUGAGAAGAAUGGUAAAACUAAAGUUAAUUAUUAAUUUAGUUUUAUUAGUAUUUCAUAAACAUAGAUCAUUCCAAUGGUUUGUAAUGUUAAACACUAUAGACUAUUACAUUGAACAAAUUUAAUUAAACCUUACAGUUUUAAUUAAAUUUGUUAAUUUUUAUAUGAUGCCGGAUUGUCUGCAAAUGUAAUAUAUUACAUACAGGUGUAACUCAAAGUGUCUCUAUACAAUUAUAAUGUCUCUGUAACAUGUGACAGUAUCACAUAAAAUAAUUAGUAAAUUGUAAAUUAUUACUGGAUUUAUAAAACCACAUAUAUAUAUAUAUCUACAUAACCAUUAUAUAACGUUGAACAAUAACUGAUAAAACUGUGGUUCUUUUGUACUUCUGUUGUUUUAAUACCAUGGUAUGGUUAAUACUUAAUCUUCUUCAGUUAAUGACAAUGAAUCUAUAAUAUCCAUAGCUAUUUACAAUUUAAGAAUUUAAAAAAAGACUGACAUUGCACAAUGUCUGUCUGACAAUGGUGGCUCAUUGUACAUAAGAAGUUGUUUAGAGUGUAGCACCUUUUCUGAAAGGUAAUUUUGUGUCUAGUUAGCGUAGUAGAGGAGUCAUUUCAUUGUUUUUAAUUUUUGCUAACUAUGUUUUCUAACAAAAGUAAAAUUAUAAAAAUUUGAUUUUGUUCCUUUUUAUAUGUAGCCACUGACAGUGAGUAAUUUUUUGAUAUUUAAGAUCAAAUUUUGACGAAAAUAAUAAAAAAAUACCCUAUUUCAAAAUAUAUAUUAUUAACUCCAACUCCGAAUUGUUUUUUUGCUAGCAAUGGUUUAUCUUUGCAUACAGAUAGAAAUUAAAUAACUUUAUGUAUCCUAUCUUCCCAACUUUCACUUACAACAAUGUCUGUACCCAUCCCCAGUAUCAGCUCUUUUAUUUUUAUUGGUUUUAUUUACAAUCUAUGAACAAAUGUCUAUAAAUUAGUGAUAUUGUUUACCAUAGACACCCUUAAACUAUAAACAUAAAAUUUCAAAUAUGAAUAAGAUUUUGGUAUUCAUUUGCCAUCAUUUAUUUAGCAGACUGUUAUAGAAUUUGUAUUAAAACAACAAAUCAUAAUCAUUUAAUAACAAUUAUAUUUUUUUAAAUAUAUUUCUUAAUUGUAUAUAAAAUGAUAAUAAAUUGUAUAAAAUGUUUUGUAUUUUCCAAUAUGAAUGGCUUUAUUGAAUGUCCUAUUAUAAAAAGUAUAAUAAUUAUGUUUUUAUAGCUAUCACAAUUGCCAAAUAACAGUAACCCCGUGGCAAAUUCACAGCCUCCAGAAGAAAGGUACAGUUCUCAAUUGGACCAAUUGUCUGCAAUGGGAUUUGUCAACAGAGAAGCCAACUUACAAGCUUUAAUUGCUACAUUUGGAGAUAUAAAUGCCGCUGUUGAACGGCUACUUAACAGUGGGCAUUUGUCCACUUAA
Molecule: messenger RNA, 6309 nt
Organism: Cinara cedri
Lineage: Eukaryota; Metazoa; Arthropoda; Insecta; Hemiptera; Aphididae
Source: the annotation of a GenBank genome assembly